UUCCACCAUGGCGCCUUGAAGCCCUGAAGACCCGAGUCUCUCACUUCCUCGGUCCCUCAGUUGUCAGUAGCCAACACACGCACACACACUUCACGUAGGCGACAUGGUGAACAAAACCACCAAGGAGCACGGCGGCCACGAGGUGACCGUCACGUCGUCGAUCACGACGACGGUGGCACCGGCGCUGCCGCUGCAGGAGCACCGCCUGCCGCUGUCCAACCUGGACCUCCUCCUGCCGCCGCUCGACGUCAGUGUCUUCUUCUGCUACCUCCACCCGGCGCCCACCGCGGCGGCGCUAAAGGAGGCGCUGGCCAAGGCGCUGGUGGCGUACUACCCGCUGGCCGGGGAGGUUGCGGCAAACGGCGACGGCGAGCCCGAGCUGCUGUGCAGCGGCCACGGCGUGGACUUCACGGAGGCGAGCGCGGGCGGGACCGAGCUGCGGGAGCUCCGGCUGGGCGUCGUGGACGAAGGCGUUGAGAAGAUGGUACCCGCCAAGAAGGCCGGCGUGAUGGCAGUUCAGGUGACCAAAUUCCGGUGUGGCGGCGCCGUCGUCGGCUGCACCUUCGACCACCGCGUCUGCGACGCCUACUCCUUCAACAUGUUCCUCCUCGCGUGGGCCGCAGCCGCCCGUGGCAGCACCGCACCGACGGCCCCGUCCUUCCGUCGCUCCAUCGUCGCCCCGCGCGACCCACCACCGCGUGCACCAUCCACCGAGACGCUCAUCGACCGCUUGUUCUCCCCUCGUAGCGCUGCGCCGCCCCCUCCGGCCGCCGCCGCCGCCUGUGCCGUCAACCGGAUUUACCGCAUAGCGGCCGCGGACAUCGCCACGCUGAAGGCUUCGGCGGGGCCGGGCCGCACAAAGAUGGAGGCGUUCACCGCCCACCUGUGGCAGCUCUGCUCCAGGGCGGCCUCCCCUCUCCAACGCUCGUGCUGCAUGGGCGUGGUCGUGGACGGGCGCACUCGCAUGUUCCCCGAUGGCGCCAUGAAGGCCUACUUCGGCAACGUGCUGACCAUACCGUACGGCGUCAUCGGCUCCGAUGACCUCGGCCGCAUGGCUCUCGCCGACGUGGCAGAAGACGUGCACCGGUGGGUGGCGGAGGCCGCCACGGGCGAGCACUUCCGGGGCCUCGUGGACUGGGUGGAGGCGCUGCGCCCGAAGCCGGCCGCGGCGAGGGCUUAUCUGGGAGGCACCGGCGGGAACGAGGCGAUGGCGUGCAUCGUGUCGUCCGGGAUGAGCUUCCCGGCGGGCAAGGCCGACUUCGGGACGGGCCUGCCGGCGUUCGCGUCGUACCACUUCCCGUGGCCGGCCGGCGCCGGGUACGUCAUGCCGAUGCCGAGCGCGCGCGGGGACGGCGACUGGGUGGUAUACGUGCACGUGGCGCCGGAGAUGGCGAAGGUGAUGGAAGAGGAGCCCACCGUGUUCCAGGCCCUGGGGAGCAACUACGUGUUUGGGUGAUACGCAUAUGCAUGUCAGGUAAUUAUUUAACUUACUGCAUGAUCAUGCUUGCUUAUGCUGAAUAAUCGAGACUACCGAGUAACGUGUGUAACUUUGUGUGUGUGUGUGUGUGUGUGUGUGUGUGUGUGUGUGUGUGUGUGUGUGUGUGUGUGUGUGUGUGUGUGUGUGUGUGUGUGUGUGUGUGUGUGUGUGUGUGUGUGUGUGUGUAUUGCACGUCGUUGUCGUGCAUCCAUGUCUAAGUCGAUGUGCAUGGAGUAGUGUGUACGUAGUGCCACCAACCAUCUCGUUGGUAACUCUGUUACUGAAAAUAAUAUCACUCCAUGUGACUAUUGAUGGUGAGACUGA
Phragmites australis (common reed) is the source of this 1801-nucleotide messenger RNA. RefSeq names its product coniferyl alcohol acyltransferase-like. The transcript has 2 exons. Gene Ontology annotation, molecular function: acyltransferase activity, transferring groups other than amino-acyl groups. The coding region runs from base 104 to 1456 and encodes 450 amino acids. Lineage: Eukaryota; Viridiplantae; Streptophyta; Magnoliopsida; Poales; Poaceae. The record is from RefSeq and is a predicted model, not a curated record.